AUGAGCGAAUUUCAACGUUUAACCGAUCGUAUUGAAGUAUUAACAAAAGCACGAAACACUUUAACCGAAUAUCUUCAUGAACUCGAAGGUCAAAGUACUGUAAAAACGUUACCAUAUUCAACAUCAUAUAAUGAUGUUACCUCAAUGAAUCAUCAACUACAAACACAAUUACAAGAUUCUCCAACUAUACCUCAAUCAAAUCGUUCAUCUCCAGCUGAAAAACCUCAUUAUCACCAUACAUCUUCAACAUCAUCCAUUCACUCAGAUUCUUCUCAGCGACCACGAAGUCCCAGUAUGACACCAAGUAAUUUUAUUCGAGUUCAUUUUCCAAACAAACAUACAACUGCUCUUGCUCCACGCAGUGAUGAAACACUCGAAAUUGCACUUGAAUCACGAGCUUCAAGACACUCAAUAACUAAUCUACGAGCUUAUACGCCAGUUUAUAUGAUUUCAAGGCAACCAUGCCAAUGGGAUAUUACUCUUGAUCGUUUACUUGAAACAGAAAUUGAACUCGAAGAAAAUCUUAAGUUAGAUCAUUCAUUUGAAAAUAUUCCAGUACGUCGUUUUCCUCUACUAAAUGGUGUUCGUUGUAUUGUUUGUCAUCAUCAUAUUCGUGAAGCUUAUAAACGUUGUACUUCAUGUGGAAAUAAUUAUCAUAAUCAUUGUUGUUCGAAAGCACCUGUUUGUUCUCAUCCUAUUCUUCAACACAUUAAACAUCUUAGUCCUGAUCGCUUUAAUAUCGACCGAACAAGUACUCAAUCGCGUAAUAAAGAACAAUCACGUAGUUUACCUCGAAUUCCGCUAUCGAGGCCAGGUAUUAAUACAAGUCAAGGAGUUGGCCCGCAGAAACACACCGGUCAGAAUUCACAUGGUACUCCACUGCCAACAACAACUAAUGUUGACUAUUUUCCCAAUGCUAUACAAUCGACGAUGAAUAUAUCGUCAAAUUCACUCUUCCAACCAUUAUCAACAAAUAUGUCAUCAUCAUUGCCAUCAGCAACAUCACCCAUUCAUCACAUUCCUCAGUUAUUACUGACUAUGAAUGAUUCAACUGUAACAAAUCCAGGAAGUCUUCGACCUAGUAUGAUUAAACCGAAUAGUGAGGGUCUUAUUGAUGCAAAAAAGCCCGCACAUAAAUAUAUUAGUGAAUGGGAAAUUCGGCCGGAAGAUAUACUGAAGCAUGGACGAAUGGUAGGCAGAGGUACCUAUGGUACUGUAUACAAAGCAGAAGUGAGGUUACAUGGUAAUGUUGCACUGAAAGAAUUAAAUUUUGUUUCACCGACACCAACUCAAUUUCAAGCAUUUCGAAACGAAGUUUUCGCAUUAAAAAAAAUUACUCAUCAAAAUACAUUAAAUUUUUAUGGAUAUAUUAUUUCACCUCGUUUUGCUAUUGUUACACAAUGGUGUGAAGGUUCAACAUUAUAUAAACAUAUUCAUAUACUUGAUCGGCAUUGGAAAAUUAAUCAAUUAAUCGAUAUUGCACGACAGAUAUGUCAGGGAAUGUCAUAUCUACAUGAUCGAGAAAUAAUACAUCGUGAUCUUAAAUCCAGUAAUGUCUUUUUGGAUACGUCUGCUGAAGUUGAUGACGGUGGAGUUAGUUGGCGUGUAAAAAUCGGUGAUUUUGGUUUAGCUGCUGUAAAAACAGUUCCAACUGAAAGUUUCAAUCAACAAUUCCAGCCAACUGGUUCAGUUCUUUGGAUGGCACCCGAAGUUAUUCAACAAAAAGAUUCAACUUGCUAUUCACCUUUUUCUGAUGUAUAUGCUUAUGGUUGUGUACUAUUUGAAAUGUUUAGUGGUAAAUUACCUCAUGCACCAAUCAGUAAUAAAGAACAGAUAAUGUGGCUUGUUGGAAAAGGACGAUUGAAAAUAAAAGUUGAACAAUGUCGUGAUGACACGCCAGAAGCUAUAGUUGAAUUAAUUCGUCAGUGCUCAGAUUUUCAUCGUGAACAACGACCAAAAUUUUCACCGGAGAUUGAUGAUACAUUAUCAAAAUUUGAAUUCAUAUUUCCACGUUUGCAACGUUCACAGUCAGAGCCAUGUUUGAUUAGAAACCCUCAAGAUGAUUUACUUGGUUUAUCGAUGAACUUCGGUGUACCGAAAACUCCGUCAUCCAAUCAUCGACGUUUCAAUGCUGAAGUUUCAUAA
Molecule: messenger RNA, 2145 nt
Organism: Rotaria socialis
Lineage: Eukaryota; Metazoa; Rotifera; Eurotatoria; Philodinida; Philodinidae
Source: the annotation of a GenBank genome assembly